Peromyscus leucopus (white-footed mouse) is the source of this 2008-nucleotide messenger RNA. It is a transcript of the gene Gatb, whose product is annotated as glutamyl-tRNA amidotransferase subunit B. Gene Ontology annotation, molecular function: glutaminyl-tRNA synthase (glutamine-hydrolyzing) activity. Gene Ontology annotation, biological process: mitochondrial translation; glutaminyl-tRNAGln biosynthesis via transamidation. The record is from RefSeq and is a predicted model, not a curated record. NCBI's taxonomy places the organism in Eukaryota, Metazoa, Chordata, Mammalia, Rodentia, Cricetidae.
CAGAGGGAGGCCAGAUCACCUGACCCGGACUCUGGAGAUGCAAUGGCGGCGUCCGUGCUGCGUUUGAGCUAUCCUGGAAGACGCUGGGCUUUAACGUGGAUUGACGGUGGUUCCCGCCCCCGAAGUGGGACUCAGACUGGGCCCACGUCCAAUUGGGCUAGGGGUCAGAGUUCAGUGACUCAGCUUUCCCUCCACAAGGCUCAGAAGCCGAGGAAAGGUGAACACAAAUGGGCAGCUGUGGUAGGAUUGGAAAUUCAUGCCCAGAUUUCCUCUAACUCCAAGCUCUUCUCUGGAGCUCAGGUGUGCUUUGCAGCACCACCGAAUUCUCUGGUUUCUUUUUUUGAUGCAUCUCUGCCUGGAACUUUGCCGGUUCUCAACAGGAGGUGUGUAGAAGCCGCGGUGAUGACUGGCUUGGCACUGAACUGCCGCAUAAACAAGAAGUCCCUGUUUGACAGGAAGCACUACUUCUACGCAGACCUGCCUGCGGGCUACCAGAUCACCCAGCAGAGGCUCCCGAUUGCUGCCAAGGGGCACUUGACAUACAGUACCUACACAGGGAAGAAACGGAAUCAGGUGACCACCAAGACGGUGAGGAUCAAGCAAAUCCAGUUGGAGCAGGACAGUGGCAAGAGCCUCCAUGAUGACCUGAGGUCCCAGACGCUCAUUGAUUUGAAUAGAGCCGGAGUCGGCCUUCUCGAAGUGGUCCUGGAGCCUGACCUGUGCUGUGGAGAGGAGGCGGCCAUAGCUGUCAGGGAACUGCAGCUGAUCCUUCAAGCGCUGGGGACCAGCCAGGCGAACAUGGCAGAGGGUCAGCUGAGAGUAGACGCCAAUAUAUCGGUGCACCACCCUGGGGAACCUCUGGGCGUCCGGACCGAAGUGAAGAAUCUCAACAGCUUCAGGUUCUUGGCCAAGGCCAUAGACUAUGAAAUUCAGAGGCAAAUCACUGAACUUGAGAAUGGAGGUGAAAUUCUAAAUGAAACUCGUUCAUUUGAUUAUAAGCUGGGGUGCACCAUGCCCAUGAGAGACAAAGAAGGAAAACAAGACUACAGGUUUAUGCCAGAGCCCAACCUGCCUCCCUUAGUGCUCUACGAUGCCACAUCUCUGCCUUCAGAUGCAGACUCUCAGCAGGUGAUCAAUAUUGACCAGCUUCGGGACAUGCUUCCUGAGCUUCCCAGUGCAACCCGAGAAAGGCUUGUCCAGCAGUACGGGAUGCUGCCAGAGCACAGCUUCACAUUAGUGAAUGAAGUUGGCCUACUGGAGUUCUUCCAAAGUGUGAUAAAAGAAACUAGGGCAGAGCCAAAAAAGGUGACGAACUGGGUCCUGAACACUUUCCUGUACUAUUUAAAGCAGCAGAAUCUUGCAGUCAGUGAGAGUCCUGUCACGCCUGCUGCGCUCGCCGAGCUCCUCGACCUCCUGGACAGCCAAGCAAUUUCUUCAUCAGCAGCUAAACAGGUGUUCGAGGAGCUAUGGAGGAGAGGGAAGACAGCAGCCCAGAUUGUGUCAGAACAGCAGCUGGAGCUGAUGCAGGAUCGAGAGGCCCUGGAACAGCUCUGCCAGGCCACCAUCGAUGGACACCCCCAAGCGGUGAUGGAUGUGAAGAAAAGAAACCCCAAAGCUAUAAACAAGCUGAUUGGGCUGGUCCGGAAAGCAAGCCUCAGCCGUGCAGACCCGACUCUGAUAAAGGAAAUACUGGAGAAGAAGCUGUCGUUGUGAUGUGUGGUGAGGUCUUUCUACCUGAGGGAGGACAGUGUGGCCCUGAGAACAGGAGCCCGUGAACGCUGCUGUUUGUGUGGGUACAAUUUGUGUCUCUCAGUCCCGGGCCAAGCUACACCUCUUGGGAGGUAACAUUUCACACGUGUGUCCUCUGGGACCCUAUGGCCUGGGAAGCAGCUGGAGGUCUGCUCGCUGUCUGGAAACGGUUCUGCGAUGAUGCCAGCCGUGGUUAAAGUAAUAGCAUGUUCUACUGUGAAGGAAUUCUAAACAGAAUAAAGCUCAUGUCUCAACUGCA